This is a messenger RNA of Rhea pennata, 890 nucleotides long. It is a transcript of the gene MALSU1, whose product is annotated as mitochondrial assembly of ribosomal large subunit 1. The record is from RefSeq and is a predicted model, not a curated record. Gene Ontology annotation, biological process: negative regulation of ribosome biogenesis; negative regulation of translation. Gene Ontology annotation, molecular function: ribosomal large subunit binding. Lineage: Eukaryota; Metazoa; Chordata; Aves; Rheiformes; Rheidae. Gene Ontology annotation, cellular component: mitochondrion.
AUGUGGCGGCGGGUGCUGCGGCCGCUGUGCGCCGCGGCGGGGGGCGCCCUCCGCCCGCGCCCCGGCGGCGGAGCUGGAGCCGCGGCCGGAGCCGGGGCCGGCGCGGGCGCGGCCUGGGCGCGGGGGGCGGCGGCGGAGCGGCGCUGGGCGGCAGAUGAUGCUCUUUCCAAAUUCAACAUUGACUUUGUUGUAGCUCUGCUGAGGCAAGAAAAUGCUAAAGACAUUUGUGUCAUUCGGGUACCUCCAGAUAUAAGAUACUGUGAUUAUUUUAUAAUUGUGAGUGGAUCUUCAACACGACAUCUCCAUGCAAUGGCGUAUUACAUGCUGAAAAUGUAUAAGCAUCAGAAAGAAGAAAGUGAUCCUCAUGCUCACAUUGAAGGGAAAGAGACAGAUGACUGGCUGUGCAUUGAUUUUGGUAACAUAGUGAUGCAUUUCAUGCUCCCAGAGACAAGAGAGACUUAUGAAUUGGAAAAGCUAUGGACUCUCCGUUCCUAUGAUGACCAGCUAGCACAGAUGACUUCACAGUCACUGCCAGAAGACUUCAUAUUUGGACUUGCUCCCAACAACAGUGAUCGUCUUGCAACAAGAACUUAACAUGGCUACUGAGUUGCCCAAAUGGAAAGUGAAAUGAGUAUGCCUUCACAGAGCUCUGAGAGGCAUAUAGGGUGACUACUGACUUAACAGUCACUACAGCUGGUUAGCACAAAAGAGUAGCUCUUAUUGGAUGUGCCUAUGUAGGUUUCUGAACAAGCUACUAAAAUGAUUGGGGUUUAUCAUAAGGAAUUAAUCAGAUCAUAAGGAAAUUUCAUGGUGGAGUCACUGUAUCAGUGGUGGUUGUAGUGAGAAUAGUGGGUCACUGACAGCUGCUUAAACUACUUAUCCUGAAACUC